AUGUUGUUGGAUCAGAUACUUUUAUUAUCUCUUACAGGCGUUACAACCGCCGCUUUGCUUCCUGAGAAACAGCAAUCUUCAACUUCUACUUCAGAUGUUCCACAGUACUUUCAGACCACGCCGGAACUCUGGGCAGGGCCAACCGCUACUGGUCGAGCUCCUUUCCUGGCCCAGACAAAUCCCGUCUCGUUUGCACCAACUGUGACUUUCGUCCCCAAUACUCCUCUUGAAACUGCCCAGCCUAUUGUAGGCCAAGGCCAGAAUCAGAGUAUAUUCCAACUUAUGGGAAAUCUUUCUCCUUAUUUACCUAAUCCAUCCGGAUUUGGUGUUGCGGAGUAUCCAUUACCACCGGGAGCUAAAAUCGCUCAACUUCAGAUGCUCUCACGUCAUGGAUCACGUUAUCCUACAGUAGGAAGUAAUGUUGAAGUCUUUGGCGAGAAAGUCGCAAACAAUACAGAGAAGCUCAAUGCCACUGGAGCCCUCUCGUUCUUGAACGACUGGAAAUACGGAUUAGGUCAUGAAAUUCUCGUUCCUCGUGGAAGACAAGAGUUGUAUGACAGUGGAAUUUUGCAUUACUAUCAAUAUGCACAACUGUACAAUCCUCAUAGUAAAAUCAUCGCAAGAACUACUACCCAAGAUCGGAUGCUCAAGAGCGCGGAAUAUUUCAUGGCAGGCUUCUUUGGUCUUGAAUGGACAAACAAUGCCACUAUUGAGGUCAUUAUUGAGUCCCAGGGCUACAAUAACAGUCUAGCAGGUUACGAUAAUUGUCCAAACUCGAAUAAUUAUAGAAGUGCUGGAGGAUCAAAUGCUUCAGACCAGUGGGUUGCUGUAUAUCUCCAAGAUGCCACCACUCGAUUUCAAUCCAUGGUCUCACCGGAGUUCAAUUGGACUGUCACAGACACCUACGCAGCUCAAACGUUGUGUCCAUACGAGACUCCUUUUGGAGCAAGAUUAGACAUCGAACUUAUUAAGACACCAAAGCCAUUAGCAGCGAAUAGGACGUAUAUCGAUGGAAAGGAAACUACGUAUAUACACUUCAUUCUCAACCAGAGAACGAUACCUUUGGGAUUCAGUUUCUUGGAGUGUGGAGUUGAUAGGUUGGAUGGGUGGUGUGAGCUGGAAACUUUUUUGAAAGUGCAGAGUAAAUCUACAGAAGAAGCUCAGUAUGAAUAUGCUUGCUUUGGAGAUUAUCCUGCGGAGCCAUAUGGAAGCGUCAAGAAUGAAAACCAAGGACUGCGGGCCGCGCAAAUUGGAUUUUUGAGCUCUCCGUCAUUGUCUGUUUAUGGUACGGGCACCACAGAACGAUUAUAG
Messenger RNA from Sclerotinia sclerotiorum 1980 UF-70, 1311 nucleotides. RefSeq lists its product as hypothetical. Lineage: Eukaryota; Fungi; Ascomycota; Leotiomycetes; Helotiales; Sclerotiniaceae. The record is from RefSeq and is a predicted model, not a curated record. Gene Ontology annotation, molecular function: acid phosphatase activity. The transcript has 6 exons. The coding region runs from base 1 to 1311 and encodes 436 amino acids.